Molecule: messenger RNA, 4074 nt
Organism: Cottoperca gobio
Lineage: Eukaryota; Metazoa; Chordata; Actinopteri; Perciformes; Bovichtidae
Gene: hook2
Product: hook microtubule-tethering protein 2
Exons: 23
Coding region: 198-2330 (710 amino acids)
Biological process (GO): cytoplasmic microtubule organization; cytoskeleton-dependent intracellular transport
Cellular component (GO): cytoplasm; centrosome
Molecular function (GO): microtubule binding; dynein light intermediate chain binding
Source: RefSeq, a predicted model, not a curated record
UGGAUAAUAACAGGAACUGAACCGCGAAGGGGGCAGGAGCAGCAGCAGGAGCAGCAGCAGGAGGAGGCCAUGGCUGGACAAUGACUGACGUGGAAAGUGGAAGGAGUGUGUAACAAACCUCGGUGGAGAAAAAAGUCUUGAGAGCCAAAUCCAUCGCCUCUCCGUAAGCUGCUGUGGGUUUCACUGGGCUCAGCACAAUGAGUCUGGAUAAAGCAGAGCUGUGUGAUUCACUGUUAACCUGGUUACAGACAUUUCAUGUGCCAUCAUGCAACAGCAAGCAGGACCUUACGAGCGGAGUGGCCAUCGCACAUGUGCUGCACAGAAUAGACCCCUCUUGGUUUAAUGAGACAUGGCUAGGCAGGAUCAAGGAGGAGAGCGGGGCCAACUGGCGCCUCAAGGUCAGCAACUUGAAAAAGAUUCUUAAGAGCAUGAUGGAAUAUUAUCAUGAUGUGCUCGGUCACCAGGUAGCAGAAGUGCACUUACCGGACGUGAACCUUAUAGGGGAGAUGGAAGAUGUCACUGAACUGGGCAAGCUGGUGCAGCUCGUAUUGGGCUGUGCUGUCAGUUGUGAGAAGAAACAAGAGCAAAUCCAGCAGAUAAUGACACUUGAGGAAUCUGUCCAGCACGUUGUGAUGACAGCCAUUCAGGAGCUCUUAUCAAAGGAUCCUUCAUCGGAACCAGGAAGCCCAGAGACCUAUGGGGAUUUUGACUACCAGUCCAGGAAGUAUUAUUUUUUAAGUGAGGAGGCAGGCGAGAAGGAGGACCUGAGCCAGCGUUGCAGAGACCUGGAACAUCAGUUGUCGGUGGCACUGGAGGAGAAGUCGUCCCUACAGGCAGAGACAUGCUCCCUGAAGGAGAAGCUGAGCCACUGUGACUCUCUGGACGCCACCUCCAUCACUGGCAAGAAAUUGCUGCUGCUGCAGAGUCAGAUGGAGCAGUUUCAGGAGGAGAACUACAGACUGGAGAACAGCAGAGAUGACGUGCGCGUACGAGGAGAGAUACUGGCGCGCGAGGUGAUCGACCUGCAGCAACGCAACGAAGAUCUAACCAGCCUGGCGCAGGAAGCCCAGUCCCUCAAAGACGAGAUGGACAUUCUCAGGCACUCGUCUGACCGGGUGAACCAGCUCGAAGCCCUGGUGGAGACGUACAAGAGGAAGCUGGAGGAUCUGGGAGACCUGCGCAGACAGGUGCGCCUCCUGGAGGAGCGCAACACCGUGUACAUGCAGCGCACCUGCGAGCUGGAGGAGGAGCUGCGCAGGGCCAACGCUGUCCGCAAUCAGCUAGACACCUACAAGAGACAGGCUCACGAGCUUCACACCAAGCACUCUGCAGAGGCCAUGAAAGCUGAGAAAUGGCAGUUUGAGUACAAGAACCUUCAUGACAAGUAUGACUCACUGCUGAAGGAGAAAAAACAUCUGAUCUCGGAAAGAGACACACUUCGGGAGACAAACGAUGAGCUCAGGUGCGCACAAGUCCAACAGAAGUGUCUCAGCGGAUCCGGAGGCUUGUGUGACAAUGGUGUCACAGUAGGAAACCUCGCUGCAGAGAUCAUGCCUACUGAGCUCAAGGAGACGGUGGUGCGUCUACAGAGCGAGAACAAGAUGUUGUGUGUCCAGGAGGAGACCUACAGGCAGAGAGUAGUGGAGGUGCAGGCUGAGCUGGAGGAGGCUCAGCGCAGCAAGAACACCCUGGAAACUCAGAACAGAUUAAACCAGCAGCAGAUCUCCGAGCUGCGUUCUCAGAUCGAGGAGCUUCAGAAAGCGCUCCACGACCAGGACAGCAAGACUGAGGAUGCCAUCUCCUCCUUACUGAAGAAGAAGCUUGAGGAGCAUUUGGAGAAGCUCCAUGAAGCUCACUCGGAUCUCCAAAAGAAAAGAGAGGUCAUUGAUGACCUUGAGCCCAAAGUGGACUGCAGCAUGGCAAAGAAGAUAGAUGAACUCCAGGAGAGCCUGAAGAAGAAGGACGAGGACAUGAAGCAGAUGGAGGAGCGAUACAAGCGCUAUGUGGAGAAGGCGAGAACGGUGAUCAAAACUUUGGAUCCCAAGCAGCAGCCAGUGCCUGCGACUCCUGACAUUCAGGCUCUAAAGAACCAGCUGACGGAGAAGGAGAGAAAAAUCCAUCACCUGGAGAAUGACUAUGAGAAGAGCAGAGCCAGACAUGACCAGGAGGAGAAACUCAUCAUUACUGCAUGGUACAACAUGGGGAUGGCGUUGCAUCAGAAAGUGUCUGGCGAGCGGCUGGGUCCCUCUCACCAGGCCAUGUCCUUCCUCGCCCAGCAAAGGCAGUCCACCAACGCCAAGAGAGGCCUGAUACGACACCAUCCGAGAUAAGACUCACACACGCGGAGAGGAAGCCUGGUGUAGACGAGGUGAUCCACAGUAGACCUCACCUGAACUCCCCGUGUCUCUGCCUUAAUGCCUUUCACUGGAUCGCUGCCCCUCAGAGUAUUCUUCAUGCUGCUGCUGCCCCCUGCUGGCUCUAAAUGGUACGAGAAUGUAUAUUUUCUGUGUGGAGCCCCGGAGGAGAGAGAGAGAGAGAGAGACAGACUGUGUUCAACUCUGCUGUUAAAUAGAUUCAGAGUAAACUCAUUCGGGCUUGAAAAGAGGCCGUUUCACCUUUUUAAGGUGACUUUUAUUAACUCUUUAGCCUCGUGGACGCAAUCCUGUUUCUUUAAGGUCUGUUUUAAGUCUGUUUUGUCUUUCAUGUUGUACAAUAGGAUUAAAUGUGAACUAGUUUCUUCAAAGUUGAAAUGUGUUGGACGAGAGAAGAGUUAUUAGGGGUUUUACAAUUACUAUUGUAAGUGCUAAAAUAAGACAUAAAGCCACACUGGCUAUAGACUGAAAACACAUCCAGUCAUUGGUACAUCUCUUUGGUUUUGUUUUGUUCAUUUUGUUUUGAAUUUCUGUUGUCUUAGCCAUGUGUUUUGAGGUGAGUUUGAGUUUUUUUGUUUAUAAUUUGAAGGACCUCAAAAAGAUGUAAAGACCACGAAGAUGUGAUAAUGGCUUUAGUCUUUUUUUCCUUUUUGUAUUCACUUGAAUCAUUUUCUCUAAACUUAAUAUUCAUAAUAAUAAGAAUUGGUUUAAAUGUUCACAAGCUACACCAAUGCGCUUUCCUGGAAGGGUGGGUUUGUUAAGUGCCUCACAGAAAACUAAAACUACUCCCUCUAUGGAUGAGACUGAAAUUUGAAAUAUUCGCAGAAUCGACCCCCUUCUCCCCGUCUCAUUUGCCUCAAAUAGAUUUUACUUAAAGAAUACUUCACACUGCAGGCAAUACUGUGACUUCUGCAUAUUUUUCUUAAUGUUCACUAAAUAUAAAUUGGAUUAUUACUUUAAGAUUUAUUUUUAUUUUUUCAUUCGCGUCCCGCUUCCCAAAGAUUGAAACAGGUUGGUUGUGGGUUAGGACCUAAAUGCACUCACCACUUUAGACUUAUAUAGGCAAUUAAACCCUCCUAUUUAUCACAAUGACUGGAAUACACAAUGUGAUUGAGUCCAUUAUGAUAGAAACACUAAUAAUAAUAAUGACUCAGCUAAUGGCUGUUUACCGCUGCUAGGCCUCCUUUAAAGUGUAAUCAAACUGGAAGGAAACGUCUUCAUUAUUACUCUGGAAUUAUUUUGUUUUGUGUCAGCAGGAAGUCGGAAGCGGGUAUAAAGGUUGAGCCUGUAACAGAUGGGCCCAUUUAUCAACACUACGUCCACCUUUAUUCACUACCGGUUAGUUUUUCCUUUUCAACAGACGGAGUGAACGUAGUCCCUAAUCGGAGCUACUGUUUUGCGACUUGUACUUUGUCCCUGUGAAUGUUGGUGCUAUGGACUACGUAGACCAGAAUCCUGCUGUUGUGUUCACACAUCUUCUGAUAUUGUUUGAGUUGAUUUCCAUGGUGUUACGUCACUAUCUUUUGCUGCACAUUUGCAAGGCUUGAAGGGUUUAACUUUUUUAGGUUGUCUGUUUGUAUCAUAUAAUGGUCUCGUAGAUUAUAGCAUAGUGUACUUCACACAGGGGUCUGAGGCAAGUUUAAGAUCUGUAGUCCCGUCUGUCCUACCUUUACACUACAAAUAAAUGGGAUCUUAAGUUAAA